UUGGGCUAAUGCGUAAGGCAACAGAAAAGCCCAUCCACUCGAGUAGAGAGGGGUGAAAGCCGAACAUGCGGAAGCAGGAGCAGAUGAAGUGACUGCCCGACCCGGUCACUGAAGCCUGCUUCUCGGUGUUGGCACUCUCAUGUUGAAUAACUGUGUCAUUAUAAGUCUUUAUAACAGUCUUUCUUAAGAAGAGCUCCAAUGUGCUUCAUUCAAACACAGAGAAGGGACGGAUGUUUGACUCUGACAGUUAGUUAGCUCUUCCUGGUGCCUCACUUUGUGACAUCAUGGCUACAAAAAGCAGGUCUGUGCUGCAGAGAGUGUGCACUGCUCUCAGAGCGCCCACUGUCUGGUACCAGAGCUCAGCCUCGACCUCCAGUCAAGGACGCCUGCUGCUGUGGAAACCUCAACACAGACACCUGAGCUGCUCAUACACACUCUGCAGGUCUGCUUCUCCAGCCACAGGUCCCAUCAGUCUGUCGUUCAGGAGUCACACCUGUGGAGAGCUGACAUCACAUCAUGUGGGAGAGAAAGUCACUCUGUGUGGCUGGGUCCAAUACCGCAGGCUGGACCUGUUUGUUAUCCUGCGAGACUUCAGUGGCCUGGCACAAGUUCUAAUACCUCAGAAAGAAUCUGCGAGUAAUUUGAAAGCGUUGUUGUGUGAUCUCACAACAGAGUCUGUCGUCAAGGUUACAGGAACAGUCACACAACGACCAGCGGGGCAGGAGAACAAGGGGAUGCCAACAGGUGAAAUAGAAAUCCUGGCUGAGAGUGUGGAGGUUUUUAAUGUGUGCAAGACGUUGCCUUUUGAAAUUAAAGACAUUGUCAAAAAAUCUGAGUCUUUGCGGAUGAAGUAUCGCUACCUGGACCUGAGGUCCUCUAAGAUGCAGAGGAACCUCAGAUUGAGGUCUCAGCUGGUGAUGAAGAUGAGGGAAUACCUCUGUAAUGCGCACGGUUUUGUCGACGUGGAAACUCCUACCUUGUUUAAAAGAACACCAGGGGGAGCCAAAGAGUUUCUGAUUCCAUCCAGAGAGCCGGGCCGGUUCUACUCUCUGCCCCAGAGUCCACAGCAGUUUAAACAGCUGCUCAUGGUGGCUGGUAUAGACAGGUACUUUCAGAUGGCUAAGUGCUACCGAGAUGAAGGCUCCAGACCAGACCGGCAGCCUGAGUUCACCCAGGUAGACAUAGAAAUGUCUUUUGUGGACCAGGCAGGCAUCAUUUCCCUGGUGGAGGGUCUGUUGCAUCACUCCUGGCCUGAAGAGAAAGGUCCCAUCAAGGUUCCUUUCCAAACCAUGACAUAUGAAGAGGCCAUGAGGGACUACGGUGUGGACAAGCCUGAUGUCAGAUUCUGUAUGAAGCUGAUCGACCUCAGUCAGGUUUUCUUAUCCACGGAAAUUAAAUUCCUUAGAUUAGCUCUCAGCCAACCAGGAGGCUCUGUUCAGGCCAUCUGCGUCCCCAGUGGAGCGAAACUAUUUACUGGAAAUGAUUUGGAAGAACUCAAACAAAAGGCUAAGACUCAGUUUGGCCAGGAACUCAGCGUGGUGCUGGUGAAAGCAGAUGGGACUUUGAAGUCUCCCCUGAAGAAGCUGCUGUCCGUCUCAGCCACAGAGGAGCUGCUGCAGAGGACUGGAGCAAAACCAGGAGACCUGCUGCUGCUGGCAGCUGCUUCCCUCCACACUGUGCGCCCGUUGCUGGGUAAUUUUCGUCUGCAGUGUGCAGAGCUCCUGGAGUCACAUGGCAUUUCAGUCCGCGACCCCUCAUCCUUCUGCUUCCUGUGGGUUGUGGACUUCCCUCUUUUUUUGCCAGUAGAAGAGGAGCCAGAGCGGCUGGAGUCAGCCCAUCAUCCAUUUACUGCUCCACUGCCAGAGGACACACACUUACUCUACACAGAGCCACACAAGGUCCGUGGUCAGCACUAUGACCUGGUGUUGAACGGCUGUGAGAUUGGAGGAGGCUCCAUGCGCAUCCACAAGGCCUCAGAGCAGCUUCAUGUCCUGAAGAGUAUCCUCAAGGAGGACCCCAGUCUUCUCUCUCACCUGCUGGAUGCUCUGGACUCAGGAGCACCACCACAUGGAGGCAUUGCUCUGGGCUUGGACCGGCUGGUCUCCAUUAUGGUCGGGGCUCCCAGCAUCCGUGACGUUAUUGCCUUCCCCAAGUCAUUCCGGGGUCAUGACUUAAUGAGCUGCGCCCCUGACUUUGUUUCUGAGGAGGAGCUGAAGUCUUACCACAUCUCUGUCAAGUGGCCCACAGAGCAAGCAGGAGGAGGGGAGGAGGGGAAGUGAGGAGGUAAAGAAGGAAGAGAUAAAGUGACAUCGGAGGACGGGGUGAUGCCCUGCCAGAUCUUUGUAACCCACUCAACGGAGGAAAGAGCGUAAGAACAAGGAGACAGAGAUGAGCAGACAACUAGCAGGUGGUGUAGAGACUGUACUCUGUAAAGAGCUCUGCCAGCUGGUCGACUGAUAUAAGAGGAAGAGAGAAAAUUAGGAGGAGGUGAUGCUUUGGCUGCAUCUCAGUACUGUUACUUUGAAAUGGAAGAAAACAUGGAAUUGAAUCAGCCACCGGCAUACAUUAUGGAAACCUAGAAAAUUGACUGGUUUAACAGAGAUGAAGGUUUUACCAAGUCCCACUGAUAAAGCUGCAACGAUUAGUAAACUAAUCGAUUAGUUGAUCAACAGAAAAAUAAGCAAUUAUUUUAAAACGAUUAAAAGUUAUUUUUCAUGCAAAAUUGUCAGUAAAUGCUGUUUUCAGCCUCUUAAAUAU
Messenger RNA from Cottoperca gobio, 2757 nucleotides. It is a transcript of the gene dars2, whose product is annotated as aspartyl-tRNA synthetase 2, mitochondrial. Lineage: Eukaryota; Metazoa; Chordata; Actinopteri; Perciformes; Bovichtidae. Gene Ontology annotation, biological process: aspartyl-tRNA aminoacylation. Gene Ontology annotation, cellular component: mitochondrion; cytoplasm. Bases 285 to 2279 code for a protein of 664 amino acids. Gene Ontology annotation, molecular function: aspartate-tRNA ligase activity; ATP binding; nucleic acid binding. The record is from RefSeq and is a predicted model, not a curated record. The transcript has 17 exons.